Messenger RNA from Neocloeon triangulifer, 4425 nucleotides. Its product is annotated as angiopoietin-related protein 7-like. Lineage: Eukaryota; Metazoa; Arthropoda; Insecta; Ephemeroptera; Baetidae. The transcript has 10 exons. The record is from RefSeq and is a predicted model, not a curated record. The coding region runs from base 60 to 1658 and encodes 532 amino acids.
UAGAGAAAGGAUAAAAAACUGGCGCUCUCUUCCACUCAAGUGGUUCCAGUUGUCCCAAAAUGAACCUCCAAAGUGGUUUUGUCUUUGCGGUGGCCGUGGCUUUGGGCGCUUUGGUGGCCGUUGAAGGCCGUGCAGAGAGCCCUAGUGGGCCCAAAACGGACUUCCGGUCGCUGGAGCCACAGAAUUUGGUUGGACCUGGCGUGAGAAAUGGAAGUCAAGUGGUUAGAGGAUCGCCAACGCUAACUACGCCAACCCCUGAAAUUAAACCAGACUUGAAUGACGAGUGCCUCCGGGGCAGUCGAGCCAUGCUGGAUGUGCUGACAACCCUUCAGCGAGUGAGCGAGCGUCUGACGGCAGUGCAAACUUUGGGCCAAGAGCAAGCCCGUCGUUUUGAAGCGCUCGACUAUCGACUGACCCGUCUCGAAGUGCAAGAACAGGAAAGGGCCGAGUCUCUUCGCACAAUGCUCUCGGACGCGUCCCGCAGCGCCCAGCAACUCACUUGGCAGGCUGGACAAAUGAACUCGGCCCUGGAGACGCUGCGCCAGGGUCAGGACGAGCACAAACACGCUCUCAACGUGCUUGCAACCAACCCCCAGCCAAGCACAGGUCAGAAUGCUGUCAAGGUGAAAGGAAGCGGCGAAAUUCUGCAGAAGAUACAAACGCUGUCAAACGCAGUACUUGGGACUAAGGCGUCAAUGUCAUCCCUUACUGAGAAAACUGCAGACCUUGUGAAGAAUGUGACAACUCUGACGGGCCUUACCAGGAGUUUGCAAAGCGGCCAGACUAACUUGCUGACCCGCCAAGCUUUUGCUUCGACAGUCACCGAACUAAAACUUUUGAAUACUGGUUCUGGAAUCCAACAUGCUCAGCAGCCCAAAACUUCAGAAGACCCACUCCCGACUGACUGUGCAGAAAUUAAGCAAGAGGGUCGCUUUAAAAGUUCAGGGAUCUAUCGGAUUCAACCGGCAACUUCCCCGAGACCCUUUUUUGUUUUCUGUGAACUAGUUGACCGCGGAGGCGGAUGGAACGUGAUUCAAAAUCGUUUCGAGGGUAGUGUUAACUUUUAUCGCGAGUGGCUGGACUAUAAACAUGGAUUUGGAAACAUCGGCGGCGAGUUUUGGCUUGGCCUGGAUAAAAUGCACCAACUCACAAACGAUAAGGUGAACGAGCUUGUCGUCGAACUGCAGGAUUUUACCAAUCAAAAGGCUUUUGCCCAGUAUUCGGCAUUUGCAGUUGGAUCCGAGGUCGAGGGUUUCGCGCUCUCUUUCCUCGCCGGUUACGAAGGGGAUGCAGGCGACUCACUAAGUUACCAUGCCGGCAUGAAGUUUUCAACGCGAGACGUGGACAACGACCAGUGGAUGGACGGAAACUGCGCCGCCACUCAUUCAGGCGCUUGGUGGUACAAUGGGUGCGACACUAGUAAUCUCAACGGAAUGUACCUGAACGGCGAGUUACCAGAAGAGCACGAGUACAAGGGCAUGUAUUGGUAUGACUGGCAUGGGCCGUCCUACUCAUUGAUGAGCUCUAGAAUCAUGAUCAGACCCAGAAAGGAGCCAAUCGUUGUUAAAAAACCGCCAAAUAACGCUACUGUCAGUAUAAAGGAAGGCAAACGGCUGACUGACAAACAGAAGGCAGAGCCUGGACUCAGGGUUGCUUGACUUAAAAAAAAAGACGCAAAUAAUAUUACUUUCUGCAUAUCAUUUUAUGAUUUUAAGUGCGGGAAUAUGGUCUUCCAGUAUUUGUUUACUGCGGCGGUUUUGGAUUUUCAAAGCAAAAAUUGCAAUAACAAUAUUGUGGUGAAAAGAAGAUAAGAAAUUAAUUGCCGAAUGGUGGUAAUAAAGUCUCAGAAAAGAAUCGAUUCGCUGCUUCUUUACAGCCAUUCCCAAAGGGUUAUGUCAGAGCUUUUUCUGUAAUAAAAGUCAUAAAAAUCUAUGAUAUCAACUGCCUUGAACUUGGACUCCUCCUACCGCUGAAGCAAAAUGGCCCUUAGUUAAUCCAGCAUACAUUCAUCAAAUUAAUUAAUAAUUAAAACGUGAUUAGCUAAGCAGCUGAGAAUUACCAUCGUACACUCUGGUCAAAACAAGUGGAUUAAAAUUUCUGGCACAUGACAUACUUUAUUGCUUUUGGUCAUGAAAUUUAUGAAAUUUAUUUCAUCACCUUACAGGUACGCUGAAGAAAUUUUGAUUUGCGCGUGCGGCACAAGGAAAUUGUUUUUAUCAAUUAUCAGUUAUAGGAAAACUAUCAAUCGGAAGGCGUAAAUCUGAUCUACAUCUACGCUGCUAUAAAGCGGGGAUGACGUAAGAGACUAUAGAGUAAUCCCCUUUGAUCUCACCAAAGCACUAAUUUUCAAUAGAUAACAACGCAGUAAUGAUUAAAUUUGCAAUUUUUUGAUUGAACGCAAUUAACUUUAUAGCACUUCUUGCUAAAGACAUUGAGGAAAAUUUUUAAGUGUAACAAAAAUUUAUUUGUGGGAUUUUAUUAUUUAAUUUUAAUUGAGCUGCUGAAAAUGGACAGCACUUUAAAGAAUUGUGUUUCUUCAACAUCCAAAAGUGCGUCAUAACUAAACCGUCACAAAGAUAAGAAUCAGGCUAAUCCGAAAGGAACAAUUACAAUCCACUCCGGGUUGAUAUAAAUUGCUCCGAGAAUCUACUGCGUCAGGCAGUUGAUGAAAUUUGUCCGCGCGAAAAUGAAGCACCUGUAUAGUCUUUUGGUUGCAGCAGUAUUAUGGACGCUUGGUGCAAACGCAGAGAAUGGCGUUUUAUUUGACAUGUCCGCAGGAGUCCCUGCAGGGAUCAAAACUAGCUGUAACUUGGUUAGCAACCCAGGAGUGUGGACAACCGACGACGCAUCCAACCAUCAGUCAACGGAGAAUGGACAAGUACUGGUGUCGCAGCCAAGAAUCCCCUCUUGCAUGGGAAUGUCAACAGCCAUUGAAAUGCAAAGCAACUUCACCAUCCAAAUUAAAUUCUUAAUUGUGCCUCUAGAUAAUUUCAAUCAAAAUGCAAGAUCCAAAAUUGUUGUCUACUUGGUAACAGAGGGCGGGCAGGAGCCACCGAUUACUUUUGAUCAAUCAGCAAUUGUGCCUGGCUGGCAGGAAGUGACAAUUCAAGUUUCUAGCAGUGGACUUAAAUUCCCAGGAAAUUACAUGGUUGAAAUUGCAUCACAGACUACACGUGUAGGUGUUGAAUACACUGCGAUUCAAUGGUUCAGUGUUUCUGAUGAAAAACUUACACCAACUACAACCCCUGCACCGACAACCACCCCUUCCUCUCCUCCUACAACCCUUCCAACCACCGCUCUCCCAACAACUACCACUUUGGCCCCUCCUACAACUACAACCCAGCAAACCACCCUUUCCCUAACGACAUCAGCUCUUACAACUACAAAUUUGGAAACCAGCCCUCUGCCAACCACAGCAACUCAAGCACCUACAACUACAACCCCUGAGCCAACUACCACUUCAUCUCCUACAACCCAAUCAACCUCUCCGCCUUUUGCAAAUACAAAACCGACAAUUCUUGAAACAACCCCUGUGAGCAUAGUUUCUCCUCCAGUGACCACACCACCCCCUCCAGGAUCGAGUGCUUCAAAUAGAAACACUUUCCCAGAACUCUGGAGCUUGCUGCUUGGCAUUGCGAUCGGUAUCACAGGAAUGUGCAUUGUAUACUUUUCCACCCUUUGCUGUUGGUGGUUAAUUGUGGCACUCAGGAAACCGCGCGAGGCUGUUAACGCCAAAUUUGUGCUACCCAGACUGGAGGUUGUAUCAACUUCAAGCCAUAAAAGCAUUACCGGCUCUUUCAGCUCGCAGACAAACGCAGACCCUUUUUGGCUAAAAAGUAAGCAGUGGUCGCAUAUUCCCUGAUAAUGAUAUAUUUAUGUCCUAAUUCUGAUUAUAGUACAAUGUGUAAUAAGAAAUGAGACUGAUUAUAAUUAUGUACGACUAUUAAAAGCCUCACUAUUUGUAUCAAUAAAAUAAAAAAGGAAAAAGUGACUUACUUUUGUUACAACAAAAUCUUCAAAUUCCACGAAGAAUGAGGCAUCAAAGGCGGCAAGCAAAGAUGUGGAUCUGAGAGAGAUUAACUUGAGUUUAAAGUACAAGUGAUGACUGGUUAAAUCCACUUACCCAAUUCCGCAGCAGCUGUCAGCGCCAAUGGGUUUAUUUGGCUGAGGGCUGAUAAAGAAUUUGAGGUUCCCUCUGGACCAAGAGCCUGAGCAAAUUAAAAGGAUUUAAAAAAAUUUUAAUAUAGAUUUGUUAAAUUAUUUGUAAUAAUCACUUACAGCAAGUGCCGCAGCCCUGUUUUGUGCAAGUUCAGGAAUCCAAAUUACAUUUUUUUUGCUCUCCAUGUCCUUCAAAAGAGCUGAGAGCUUGCUCUGCAAUUGCACAGCCAACGAGUCAACGUUGAGCUGUAGAAGCGCCACACAAAG